Molecule: messenger RNA, 970 nt
Organism: Ostrea edulis (European flat oyster)
Lineage: Eukaryota; Metazoa; Mollusca; Bivalvia; Ostreida; Ostreidae
Product: methyltransferase-like protein 27
Exons: 5
Coding region: 1-699 (232 amino acids)
Source: RefSeq, a predicted model, not a curated record
AUGGCUCUAGAAAAGGCAAUGCCAUUCCAGCAGGAGCGCAACAAGGAGGCUAUAGAUGCGUACGCUCAGAACUACGGGGCACACAGGGAGGGUAUAUCGAUGAAGGAAAUGGCAGAGUACUACACAAAGUGGGCGAAUACCGAUAAAUAUGAAGUGGAUUUAGGACCAGUGCGAUAUAAGGGCCCAGAGCUUGCUGCAGAAACUAUAUGUGAACUAAUCAAAGAGAAUCGAGAAAAUGUCAGGGUGUUGGAUAUUGCCGCGGGAACUGGCUUUUUAGGACAAAUGAUUUGGAAAAAGGGGUUCCGCUUAAUUGAUGGGUUAGAUCCUGCGGAAGGAAUGUUAGAAGCUGCCAGGAAAAAAAAGGUGUAUGCCAACCUCAUCUGUGAUUUCUUGACUGAAAAGAAGUUGGAUAUCGAGGAAGGCACAUACGAUGUUGCUGUCACCGCUGGUGGUUUUGGGGAAGGACACAUACCAUGCAACGCCGUACACGAAAUGAUCCGUAUUGUAAAGCCUGGUGGUUAUAUUGUCAACGUAAUGAAAGAAAGAUACCUCGAAAUCGUGAGUGAUUAUAAAGACAGACUGGAACCAUUAAUGAAAGAAUUGGAAAUUUCUGGCAAGUGGAAAAGACUAUCAAGAAAAGUCAUUCCAAAUUACUUUUUGGAAUACAGCGGUGUCAUAUAUGUAUAUCAGAAGUGCUAAAACUGAAUUACAUUGUUUCAAUAUUCAUAUUACAUUAAUAUUUGCAGAAUAUAUGGGGCAUGUGUAUUUUCGAUGUGGAAUGCUGUUUUUUUUUUUUUUUUUAGCGGAUAAUGUAAAUGAGUAGCGUCACAGGCUUGUAAUAAUUUAGGACUUGGAGGACUUUCUUAUGUCCCGAGACGACUGCAUGGCAUAUGGAAUUUGUGUUUGUUUUUAAACAUCCCCCCUCCCCCCCAAAUAAAACACUCAACAAUAUAAUUAUUGAGAUAAUUCA